Molecule: messenger RNA, 318 nt
Organism: Orbilia oligospora ATCC 24927
Lineage: Eukaryota; Fungi; Ascomycota; Orbiliomycetes; Orbiliales; Orbiliaceae
Exons: 1
Coding region: 1-318 (105 amino acids)
Source: RefSeq, a predicted model, not a curated record
AUGAGCUGCGCAGCAAAACCCACGAAAGGAAGAGGGUGUAAAGUGGAUCCGUGGGUAAGGAUACCGGGUCUUGAAAAAAGGCGUCUCUUGGCUAAAAAUGCCAGGGCUGUAGAAUGUUAUGUCCAUAGACGCAUUGAAGAGGGUGCAUCGAUGGCUGCACGCUAUACGGGGUAUGCAGGCUCGCCAACCACAUGGCAAUUUAAGCUGAGCGAUCCGACCCACUCACACGUUUUAUCGUCUACACCGAUUACCACGUGGCUCCUAGUCGACGCAUUUCCAAGACGAAAACCACAUGGGCAUCCAGGUACAGAAGCUUAA